This is a messenger RNA of Apodemus sylvaticus (European woodmouse), 882 nucleotides long. It is a transcript of the gene Pigp, whose product is annotated as phosphatidylinositol glycan anchor biosynthesis class P. The record is from RefSeq and is a predicted model, not a curated record. Lineage: Eukaryota; Metazoa; Chordata; Mammalia; Rodentia; Muridae.
AUGCCCGGGCAUCUCGGCUGCGGCGGGACGCGCAGACGCUUCCGUGAACCCCGCCGCGCGCAGGGUCUGCACUCACCGGGCCCCGCAGCCCGCGAGCCUCAGACGCGGGCUGCCGACGCCUCCGGCCCUCCACGUCAACCAGAACCGCAGAGCGAGCGCUCAGCCGCUCCAGAGGCGGGCGGGUCACGUGACUUUGGCGGUGCGCAUGCGCGAUCGCCGCGCCGCCCCCUCAGCUCGGCGGGAUUGUCUAAAGCCACAGGGAAGAUGGUGGAAAACUCACCGUCGCCAUUGCCAGAAAGAGCGAUUUAUGGCUUUGUUCUUUUCCUAAGCUCACAGUUUGGCUUCAUACUAUAUCUUGUGUGGGCCUUUGUUCCUGAAUCUUGGUUAAACUCUUUAGGCUUAACUUACUGGCCUCAAAAAUACUGGGCAGUUGCUUUGCCUGUCUACCUCCUUAUCACGGUUGUAAUUGGUUAUGUGCUCUUAUUUGGAAUCAACAUGAUGAGUACCUCUCCACUUGACUCCAUUCAUACGAUCACAGAUAACUACGCUAAAAACCAACAGAAGAAAAACUACCAAGAGGACGCCAUCCCAGCAUUAAGAGACGUUCCCAUUAGUGAAGUAAAUAAAAUGUUUUUCCUAGAAGCCAAAGAACUCAAUACCUAAAACUGAGUUGUAUAUAAACGUCCUAAAACCAAACAUUUACAGUUGUGGGCUGAAUAAUUUUGAGCAUAAUUAUAUUGGCUGUCCUUUUAAUACCCAAUGUUGUUGACAUGUAAAAACAUGAAAGUUGAUUCCUUAGAUUGAGUUCAAUUGAUAUUGUAAAUAUCUUCAACUGAGUUUUUAAUUGACGAUAAAUAAAACCACACAUUAUGUGAUAAUCAA